AUGGACGAUCAGCAACCACUGCUUCUUCCUGGACAGCCAUUUCCACCAUUGCCAAAGGGCGAGUUUGUCUUGGGAGAUGGCGCCUAUGGCCGUGAGGGAUACGUAGUCUCGGACCGCAUUGGCCAUGGAACUGAGACAAAGCUUGGCACGCAGACAAUCGUAAAGGUUGUUGGUACACAGCCCCCGCUCGCGCUGCCCAAGGCAGGCAGUACGGUGCUGGGUCGUGUGACGCGGGUGAAUCCGCGCCAGGCGACAGUAUCGAUCCUCGUGGUUGAUGGCCUGCCGUGUGGUGGUGCACAGGCCACGAGAGUCGGCGCUUCGAACAACAAGGCGGCCGGUGAAGGGAUCGAUGGUAGCGACUUUCAAGGCAUUAUCCGUGCACAAGAUGUACGCAGCACAGAAAAAGACGCCGUCGUCUUGGCAGAGUGUUUCCGACCAGGCGACAUUGUGCGUGCGACGGUGAUUUCAUUGGGGGAUGCCCGUUCCUAUUACCUAUCGACGGCACAAAACGAGUUGGGCGUCGUACAUGCGACAACGCGAGGACCCUCGCAGUAUGGAUGGACAGCGGCAAAGCAUGUGCUGCAGCCAAUGUCGUGGCGCGAGAUGGCAGAUCCCGUGACAGGCCAUGUCGAACCGCGUAAGUGUGCUAAGCCAGACUGGCUUGCGUAA
Malassezia globosa CBS 7966 is the source of this 669-nucleotide messenger RNA. RefSeq lists its product as uncharacterized. Gene Ontology annotation, molecular function: RNA binding. Bases 1 to 669 code for a protein of 222 amino acids. Gene Ontology annotation, cellular component: nuclear exosome (RNase complex); cytoplasm. Gene Ontology annotation, biological process: RNA processing. The transcript has a single exon. Lineage: Eukaryota; Fungi; Basidiomycota; Malasseziomycetes; Malasseziales; Malasseziaceae. The record is from RefSeq and is a predicted model, not a curated record.